AUGUCUGCUGUCAGCUGUCUGCUGACUGAAGAUCAGUUUCUCUGCUCCAUCUGUCUGGAUGUGUUCACUGAUCCAGUCAGCACACCAUGUGGACACAACUUUUGUAAAACCUGCAUCACUAAACACUGGGUUACUGAUGUUCCCUAUCAGUGUCCCAACUGUAGAGAGGUUUUCAACACCAAACCUGAGCUGCAGGUCAAUACUUUCAUCUCAGAGAAGUUCAGACAGUCAACUCAACAGGAAGCCAAAAGCAGCAGCAGCAGCUCAGAGCAACAAUUGCCCGGACCAAAAGGAGUUCCCUGUGACGUCUACUCAGGAAGCAAAAGAAGGACCUGGAUGUUCUUCUUGCUGUGUCUGAUGGGUGUCUUCAUGGCCUGGAUGGUUUCAGACCAAAAGAAGCAUCUUGUUGGUCCUCUGAAAGAAGAAUAUGAAGCAAAGAAAGCUGAGCUGUGGAAGACAGGGGCUGAAAUUAUGCAGAUGAUCCAGAAGAGACGACUGAAGAUUCAGGAGAUCAAACACUCGGUGGAGCUCAGUGAUGAAGAUGCUGACAGAGAGAUAGCAGAAGGUGUUCAGAUCUUCACUGCUCUGAAGGACUCUGUUGAGAGAAGCCAGGCCGAGCUCAUCGAGAUGAUCCGAGAGAAGCAGAGAACGACAAAGCAACCAGCUGAAGGCUUCAUCUCAGAGCUGGAACAGGAAAUCUCUGAUCUGCAGAAGAGAAGCACUGAGGUGGAGCAGCUCUUACAGUCUGAAGACCACCAACACCUCAUCCAGAGCUUCACCUCCCUGAAAACUGUUCCACCCACCAAGGACUGGACAGAAGUCAACGUCCGUCCACCUUCAUAUGAGGGGACUGUGAGGAGAGCUGUGACUCACCUAGAGGAGACGCUCAGUGAACAGAUGAAGAAACUGCUCCCUGAGUCUGAUCUGAAAAAGGACAAGCAGUCUGCAGUGGCUGUGACUCUUGAUCCUGAUACAGCACAUCCUGAUCUCAUCCUGCCUGAUGAUAGAAAACAAGGUAAACAUGUCACGAAACCACAGGUCAAUACUCUCAUCGCUGAGAUGGCUGCUCAGUCCACAGAGUCAGCUCAACUGAUACCAGAAGACUUUCCCUCUGACAUCUACUCAGGAACCAAAAUGAUGGUGUUCUGCCUGGUGUUUCUGAUAUUUUAUUACGAGGUUCAGGUUAAGGAAAAGGGGAAGACUAAGUGGACUUUAGGAGUUGCCAGAGAGUCGAUCAACAGGAAGGGAAAAAUCACACUGGGCCCUCAGGAUGCAAAGAAGAUCGAGCUGUCCAAGACACAGGCUGAAAUUCUGCAGAUGAUCCAGAAGGAGAUCAAACACUCAAUGGAGCUCAGUAAGGAAGACACAAACAGACAGAUCUUAACCGCUCUGAAGGAGUCUGUUGAGAGAAGCCAGGCCAAGCUCAUCGAGAUAAUCAAAGAGAAGACAAGAAGGACAGAGAAACUGGCUGAAGGAAAGAUCUGA
Molecule: messenger RNA, 1485 nt
Organism: Perca flavescens (yellow perch)
Lineage: Eukaryota; Metazoa; Chordata; Actinopteri; Perciformes; Percidae
Product: E3 ubiquitin-protein ligase TRIM11-like
Exons: 3
Coding region: 1-1485 (494 amino acids)
Source: RefSeq, a predicted model, not a curated record